Messenger RNA from Cuscuta epithymum, 1989 nucleotides. NCBI's taxonomy places the organism in Eukaryota, Viridiplantae, Streptophyta, Magnoliopsida, Solanales, Convolvulaceae. The record is from the annotation of a GenBank genome assembly.
GAAAAUGAUGAAAGGGAGAGAGCAACCAUAAUAGAAAAAUCUUUCAAAACAACAAUUGAAAAAGUAAAAUUGGUCCUGUGGAGUGGAUCUGAUAUGUGCAGUGGAGGGCCUGAUCCUUUAUUCCAUUUUUUUAUGCCAUCAUUUAAGGACACAUAAGGGAGGAUAUCCCAUACAAGACGAAAUACAAUUUAUAUAUAUACACACAAAUUGUGAGCGUGAUUCAGAUAGAGAGAGCUUGCUCUGAUCGGUGAAAAUUUUGUAGUCAUUCUCAAAGGCAGCCUUCAAACGGUGCUUAUCCUCAGCCCACCGUUCAUUCUUCCCUUCCAAACUGCCAUCUCCAUUCAGCUUCCACGCACUACUCAAGAACUGGUUAUACGAACAUGAAUCAACCAAAAAUCAAGCGUAAAGUUGGGAAAUAUGAGCUUGGACGGACUAUUGGUGAGGGUACAUUUGCCAAAGUUAAGUUUGCAAGGAAUUCUGAGACUGGAGAACAUGUUGCUCUCAAGAUUCUUGACAAAGAUAAAGUCCUAAAGCACAAAAUGGCGGAACAGAUCAAGCGGGAAAUUGCUACAAUGAAGUUAAUAACUCAUCCAAAUGUUGUUCAGUUAUAUGAGGUGAUGGGGAGUAAGACCAAAAUUUUCAUUGUGUUGGAAUUUGUUACUGGAGGAGAGCUGUUCGAUAAAAUUGUAAACCAUGGACGGAUGAGGGAAGAUGAUGCAAGGAAAUAUUUCCAGCAACUAAUAAAUGCAGUUGAUUAUUGCCACAGCAGGGGAGUCUACCACCGGGAUCUGAAGCCCGAGAAUUUGCUACUAGACGCAUCUGGGAGACUCAAAGUUUCUGAUUUUGGAUUGAGUGCCCUUUCCCAGCAAAUCCGGGAUGACGGUUUACUUCACACUACCUGUGGAACACCAAAUUAUGUUGCUCCCGAGGUUUUAGAUGAUCAAGGUUACGAUGGGUCGGCUGCAGACUUGUGGUCCUGUGGAGUAAUACUCUUUGUAUUGCUUGCAGGAUAUUUGCCUUUUGAUGAUUCUAAUCUUAUGAACCUAUAUAAAAAGAUUUCUUCAGCUGAAUUUACUUGCCCACCCUGGAUCUCCUUCAGUGCCAUGAAGCUUAUUACUCGAAUUUUGGAUCCGAAUCCCUCAACUCGCAUUACCAUCCCUGAGAUUUUGGAAAAUGAGUGGUUUAAGAAAGACUAUAAACCUGCCGUAUUUUAUGAGAAAGAAGAUGCAAAUGUUGAUGAUGUGGAAGCUGUUUUUAAGGAUGCUACAGAGCAUCAUGUUACAGAGAAAAAGGAACAGCAACCAACUGCCAUGAAUGCAUUUGAGUUGAUUUCUAUGUCAAAAGGGCUCAAUCUUGGAAAUCUCUUUGAUGAAAAGGGGUUCAAGAGGGAAACAAGGUUCACUUCAAAAUGCACAGCGAAUGAGAUAAUCAGUAAGAUCGAAGAAGCGGCAAAACCCCUAGGGUUUGAUGUUAGCAAAAAGAAUUAUAAGAUGCGGCUGGAAAACAUAAAAGCAGGAAGAAAAGGGAAUCUUAAUGUUUCAACCGAGGUAUUUCAAGUUGCCCCUUCUCUUCAUCUUGUUGAGGUGCGAAAGGCAAAAGGAGAUACAUUGGAAUUCCACAAGUUUUACAAGAGUCUUUCAACUUGCCUUGAAGAUGUGGUUUGGAGAACAGAAGAAGACAUGCAAGAAGCAAAGUAGAGUUUGCCACCAUUUCUUUCCAAGCUUUAGGCUUAAUCUUUUGUGUUCUUUUAUUGGUUUUUUGGGGGUCUUUCCUGGGACCUUUUUCUCCCAUGAGAGAGGAUUAGAUUAGUUGUAGCCUGUAGGCAAUGGAAAGUAGUGAUAGGUAUGGAUGUUAAUGUUUAUUGCUUGUAAGCUGUGAAUGUGAUUCAUGCAUUGCUCAAUUGAGAGAGACAGCGCCACCUCCCAAAAACAAACAAAAUAAAUAAAAUGCCAUUUGCUUUAAGAAUCAUUCGUUAGAGUCAACAGCAAC